Messenger RNA from Neoarthrinium moseri, 1833 nucleotides. RefSeq lists its product as uncharacterized. The transcript has 3 exons. The record is from RefSeq and is a predicted model, not a curated record. Gene Ontology annotation, molecular function: L-glutamate gamma-semialdehyde dehydrogenase (NAD+) activity. Gene Ontology annotation, cellular component: mitochondrial matrix. Bases 1 to 1833 code for a protein of 610 amino acids. Lineage: Eukaryota; Fungi; Ascomycota; Sordariomycetes; Amphisphaeriales; Apiosporaceae.
AUGACCUCUGCCGUUCGCAAAGCCAAUGGCGCCGGCCUGGCGCCGCUGACGAGAGCAUUCCAGUCGGGCCUGUCGUCCACGGGUCGGACUGCCGUUCACUGCUCCCGCCAGGCUGCUUCUUUACAAUCCUCACACAUCGUCACAAGGUCCCUGAGCUCGACGAGCAGGAUGGCCAACCUGGCUACCUUCAAGAUCCCCAAGGUGCUCAAUGAGCCCAACCAUCACUAUGCCAAGGGCUCUUCACAGCGACAAGGCCUCACGGCUGCCGUCGAGUCUCUGCAGUCCAAGCUCCCGUUACAGGUUCCCCUGGUAGUGGGAGGUAAAGAGGUCAAGACAUCAGAAACCUCGAAGCAGUUCAACCCUUCCAACCACUCCCAGACUGUCGCCGAGUACUCCCUCGCGACGCCUUCGCACAUCAACACCGCUAUCGAAUCUGCGCUGGCUGCUAAGCCGGCGUGGGAGGCUCUCCCCUUUGCUGAUCGCGCAGCCGUCUUCCUCAAGGCCGCCGACCUAAUUGCCACCAAGUACAGGUACGAUAUCAUGGCAGCCACCAUGCUCGGCCAAGGAAAGAAUGCAUGGCAGGCCGAGAUCGACGCGGCCGCCGAGCUGUGCGACUUCCUCCGCUUCAAUGUGUCGUAUGCCGAGGAGAUGUACGCCCAGCAGCCGGCCCACAACGCCCCGGGCGUCUGGAACCGAGUCGAGUACCGUCCGCUCGAGGGCUUCGUAUACGCUGUCAGCCCCUUCAACUUCACUGCCAUUGCUGGCAACCUGCCUGGCGCCCCCGCCCUACUCGGCAACGUUGUCGUGUGGAAGCCUUCCGACUCGGCCAUUGCCUCCAACUGGUUGCUGUACCAGAUUCUGCUGGAGGCUGGUCUCCCUAAGGACGUUAUCCAGUUCGUCCCAGGCCCGCCGGAGGAGAUCACCAAGGCAGUCCUGGCUCACAAGGAGUUUGCGGCGCUGCACUACACCGGUAGCACGGCCAUCUUCCGCAAGCUCUACGGCCAGAUUGGCGAGGGCACUGCUGAGGGUCGGUACAAGGGCUACCCGCGUAUCGUUGGCGAGACGGGCGGCAAGAACUUCCACCUCAUCCACAGCUCGGCCGACAUCGAGAACGCAGCCAUCCAAACUGUCCGCGGUGCCUUCGAGUAUCAGGGCCAAAAGUGCAGCGCCACUAGCCGCGUCUACGUCGCCAAGUCCAUCUGGCCUCAGUUUAAGUCUAAGCUCGUCGCCGAGACUGAGGCACUGAAGCUUGGCCAGCCGUGGGAGCACCAGAACUUUGUCGGCCCCGUGAUCCACGCCCCAUCAUUCAAGAAGCUCUCGGGAGUCAUCGACGCUGCCAAGGAUGACCCUGAACUUACCCUGCUGGCUGGUGGCAAGUACGACGACAGCAAGGGGUACUUUGUGCACCCGACCAUCUACGAGACCUCGUCUCCUACCCACAAGAACCUUUCUACCGAAUUCUUCGGCCCCAUCCUGACCGUCUACGUCUACGACGACGCGGCGGGCGCCGACCCGACGGCCGCCUUCGCCGAGGCUUGCAAGCUCGUCGACUCGACAGGCGAUUAUGGCCUCACGGGUGCCGUCUUCGCGCAGGACCGCAGCGCCGUCCUCCAGGCCGAGAAGGCCCUGCGCAACUCAGCCGGCAACUUCUACAUCAACUGCAAGAGCACCGGCGCCGUCGUCGGCCAGCAGCCCUUCGGUGGCGCCCGCGCCAGCGGCACGAACGACAAGGCCGGCAGCAUGAACUUCCUGACCCGCUUCAUCAGCGCGCGCAGUUUGAAGGAGGAGUUCGUCCCCACCACCAAGGUGGCGUACCCGAGCAACGAGGUCUAG